Molecule: messenger RNA, 4428 nt
Organism: Pipistrellus kuhlii (Kuhl's pipistrelle)
Lineage: Eukaryota; Metazoa; Chordata; Mammalia; Chiroptera; Vespertilionidae
Gene: SLC4A9
Product: solute carrier family 4 member 9
Exons: 22
Coding region: 153-3086 (977 amino acids)
Biological process (GO): transmembrane transport; bicarbonate transport; monoatomic anion transport
Cellular component (GO): basolateral plasma membrane; plasma membrane
Molecular function (GO): monoatomic anion transmembrane transporter activity; solute:inorganic anion antiporter activity; sodium:bicarbonate symporter activity
Source: RefSeq, a predicted model, not a curated record
GGAGAGCCUGGGAGAGUUCAGGCGACCCUUGCAAACACUCGAAGGCCAGUCAGGGAAAGGGAAAGCAAGUAGGGGAGGAGGCAGUCCGGUUGGCUCUGGAGUCAGCAGGCCUUGCUCUGUUUGUGUUGUGUUGCUUGUGGGGUACAUUAUAAAUGCAGCCAGUCCAGGGGCUCCUGGACCCAGAACCUCAGACUGCACUCACCCCAAAAGGCUGCGCAAGCCUCACCGAGAUGAAGCUGCCAGGCCAGGAGGACUCUGAGGUCUACAGUGCUCAUGAAAAUGGGUCCACAGGAGAGCUGGACAGUGGCCCUGGCUCUGGCCCCAGCCCUGAUGGCUCCUCAGACACUGAGGAAUCCAAGGACCCGCUGCUCUUCAUUCAGCUGAAUGAGCUGCUGGGCUGGCCCCAGGCGCUGGAGUGGAGAGAGACAGGCAGGUGGGUGCUGUUUGAAGAGAAGCUGGAGAUGGGUGGGGGCCGGUGGAGUGCCCCCCAUGUGCCCACCCUGGCGCUGCCCAGCCUGCAGAAGCUCCGCAGCCUUCUCAUGGAGGGCCUUGUCCUGCUGGACUGCCCAGCUCAGAGCCUCCUGGAGCUCGUGGAGCAGGUGACCAGAGUGGAGUCGCUGAGCCCGGAGCUGAGAGGGCAGCUGCAGUCCCUGUUGCUGCAGAGACCCCAGCACCUCAUCCAGACCACAAGCACCAGGCCCUGCUGGAGGUCUGCCCAUCCAAGAGAGGCUUCCCGCGGUGAGGAAGCCCUCCUGAAGGAGCAGCGUCAGAACUCCCUGAGACAGAAGCUGCCUCCAGGGGCUGAGGCCGGGGCUGUGCUGGCAGGAGAGCUGGGCUUCCUGGCACAGCCACUGGGGGCCUUUGUGCGGCUGCGGGAUCCAGUGGUGCUGGGGCCCAUUACUGAGGUGCCCCUCCCCAGCAGAUUUUUCUGCCUCCUCCUCGGUCCCCCAAUGCUGGGAAGGAGCUACCAUGAAAUGGGCCGAGCGAUGGCUGUCCUGCUCAGUGACCCGCAAUUCCAGUGGUCAGUUCGACAGGCCAGCAACCUUGAUGCCCUUCUGGCAGCCCUGGAUGCCUUCCUAGAGGAGGUGACAGUGCUCCCUCCAGGCCGGUGGGACCCAACAGCCCGGAUUCCCCCGCCUAAAUGUCUGCCCUCACAACACAAAAGGCUCCCCUUGCAAAUGCAGGAGGUCAAGGGCUCCUCUGCCCGGCGAUAUGGGUCUCCAGCUGAGGACAGGCACAGCCACGCGCCGCAGGCACCCAGCCCGGAGUUGCAGCGGAUGGGCAGGCUGUUUGGGGGCCUUGUCCAGGACGUCCGGAGGAAGGCCCUGUGGUACCCCAGUGACUUCUUGGACGCCCUGCACCCUCAGUGCUUCUCAGCUGUGCUCUACAUUUACCUGGCCACCAUCACUAACGCCAUCACUUUUGGGGGGCUGCUGGGAGAAGCCACCGAUGGUGCUCAGGGGGUGCUGGAAAGUUUCCUGGGCACGGCGGUGGCAGGCGCUGCCUUCUGUCUGAUGGCCGGCCAGCCCCUCACCAUCCUCAGCAGCACGGGGCCAGUGCUGGUCUUUGAACGCCUGCUCUUCUCCUUCAGCAGAGAUUACAGCCUGGACUACCUGCCCUUCCGCCUAUGGGUGGGCAUUUGGGUGGCCACCUUUUGCCUGGUGUUGGUGGCCACAGAGGCCAGUGUGCUGGUGCGCUACUUUACUCGAUUCACCGAGGAAGGCUUCUGUGCCCUCAUCAGCCUCAUCUUCAUCUACGACGCCGUGGGCAAAAUGCUGAGUUUGACCCGUGCCUAUCCCAUCCAGAGGCCUGGCUCUCCCGCCUAUGGCUGCUUCUGCCAGUACCCAGACCCUGGAGGAAAUGAGUCUCAGUGGACAAGGACAAAGCCAAAAGACAGAGACGACAUCUUAAGCACGGACCUGGGCCUGGUCAAUGCGUCCCUGCUGCCCCCACCUGAGUGUGUCCGGCUGGGAGGCCGCCCUCGUGGCCCUGGCUGUCAUACAGUUCCAGACAUCGCCUUCUUCUCCCUCCUCCUCUUCCUUACCUCCUUCCUCUUUGCCAUGGCCUUCAAGCAUGUCAAGACAAGCCGCUUCUUCCCAUCUGUGGUGCGCAAGGUACUCAGCGACUUCUCCUCAGUCCUGGCCAUCCUGCUGGGCUGUGGCCUUGAUGCCUUCCUGGGCCUGGCCACGCCAAAGCUCACGGUGCCCAGAGAGUUCAAGCCCACACUACCUGGGCGUGACUGGCUGGUGUCACCUUUUGGAACCAACCCCUGGUGGCUGAGUGUGGCAGCCGCUCUGCCUGCCCUGCUGCUGUCUAUUCUCAUCUUCAUGGACCAGCAGAUCACAGCGGUCAUUCUCAAUCGUGCCGAAUACAGACUGCGGAAGGGAGCUGGCUUCCACCUGGACCUCUUCUGUGUGGCUUUGCUGAUGCUGCUCACUUCAGUGCUUGGGCUCCCCUGGUAUGUCUCAGCCACUGUCAUCUCCCUGGCCCACAUGGACAGUCUUCGGAGAGAGAGCAGAGCCUGUGCUCUGGGGGAGCCCCCCAGCUUCCUGGGCAUCAGGGAGCAGAGGCUGACAGGCCUGGUGGUGUUCAUCCUUACAGGAAUCUCCAUCUUCCUGGCACCUAUACUCAAGUUCAUCCCAAUGCCUGUGCUCUAUGGCAUCUUCCUAUACAUGGGGGUGGCGGCAAUUAGCAGCAUCCAGUUUACCAAGAGGGUGCAGCUAUUAUUGAUGCCAGCAAAGCACCAGCCAGACCUCCUGCUUUUGAGGCAUGUGCCUCUGAGCAGGGUCCACCUCUUCACAGCCAUCCAGCUUGCCUGCCUGGGUCUGCUCUGGAUAGUCAAGUCUACACCUGCAGCCAUCAUCUUUCCCAUCAUGUUGCUGGGCCUGGUGGGGGUCCGAAAGGCACUGGAGUGGGUCUUCUCACCACAAGAACUUCUCUGGCUUGAUGAGCUGAUGCCAGAGAAGGAAAGGAGCACCCCAGAGAAGGGGCUGGAGCCAGAGUACUCGUUCAGUGGAAGUGACAGUGAAGAUUCAGAGCUGAUGUAUCAACCAAAGGCUCCGGAAAUCAACAUUUCUGUGAAUUAGCUGGAGUAGAAAUCUGUGAGUGGAGACUCCAGGAAACUGAGCACGAGGCUCUUUCCUAGGCUGCUGAGAACCACACUCCAGACAAGUGGAAGGAUUCUAUCACUUGCCCUCUCUGCCAGUCCUUCAUUAUAUUCACUCAUUAUCAAAACAUUUUCUGCCCUGGCCAGGUAGCUCAAUUGGUUACAGCAGCAUCCCAAUAUGCAAAGGUUGCAGGUUUGCUAUCUGGUCAAGGCAUACAUAUGAAGCAACCAACGAAUGAAUAAACAAGUAGAACAAUAAAUCUCUCUCUCAAGUCAAAUUGAAAACAAACAAAACAAAACACAACACACUCCACAUUUUCUGAGUACCCUUGGAAUAUCUAGGUACUAGAGAUACAGUAUAACUGUAUAAUCAUGGUCCCUGACCUCAGGAAGUUAAAAUUCCAGAGGGAAAGACAAACAGGUAACUGUUAGAGUGGGACAGUGCUGGGUAAGGGAAAGCACAGUGGGGGGAGAGGGGGAGGGUGUGAGCAGAGGCCUUUAAGUCCUUGGAGGAAGUAAAGGUGGGGUUGUGGGAGUUGGGGAAGGCUUCUAAGAGGGAGUGGUCUAUAAUUUGAAAUCUGAAAAAUGAAUAGAAGCUAGCCAGGACAAGCUGAUGGCACAACAUGUGCAAAGCCUGGAAUACCCCCUGCCUCUCCCCAUAAGCUGAACUCUAUUUUGGGCCAAAGAACACCCUCCUUUCCAUGCCUGUCAGAGCCCAAGAGCCUACCUACCCCUUGCAAUGGAAAUUCUGGGGUUCCAGAGAAAUUUAAUGACUGGCCCAGAAUAAGAUCUCCUGGGCUUUUCUUAUGCCCUGUCAAGGCUUUGCUCUGUUCUUUGCCCCUACUCUGUCCUGAACACUUGCUCUGACCCCACCACGUCCUCUCAGUUCACAGGUGUUUACUCAGGAAGUCAGGAUAUUGUUGGCCUUUGGCUUAACUGUCAGAGGCUCAGUCAGUUGGGAACCUGGAACAAUGGGUCAAGACUGGAAGGCAGCUGGCCAAGACCUCAGUCACCUUCCUGAGCUGGGGUGGAGAGUGUCAGGAACAAGCAGGUUUGCUUUGUGGUUAGGAGAGGCUGGUAAGCUGGAGGACCUGACCAGGCCCCAUUCACACUCAACCCCAUUAAAGGGACCUGAGUGCAGAAGCCCUUCCCAUUUCGAACUUCCUGUCCUCACAGAUUCUCUUUUAUAGAAUUGGUGGGUUGUCAGGGAAUUCUUGAAAAAAGAGAAACAAAGUCCCUCUAAAUUGAGUAUUCCUCCUUCUAUUUAAAACAGAUUUUUUUCACAUAUAAAAACAAUGUUCUCACCCAGCCUGCAUGGCUCA